CUUUCAGCGGAUGGAAGCAUUAAGUUAUUCGCUGUUCUCAUGAUGAAAUGUCUCCGAGACGCAAGGCUUUAAUUUUAAAAUUUCUGUCGGAUGUACGAUUUCAUUGAUUAUUUUUUCUCGGAAAAGUACAACGCAAGAUUGGGAGCAGGUAAAUGGGUAAUAUGGCAGUUAGGAGCGUCCUUUGAAGUCUUUUCCCGUUUCGUCGCUGGAUUGAUCGUGUCAUUUAGUGAGGGGCGCUGUGUUGUUUGAAAAGCCUCAUGUUUUCAACGGGUCAAGAGGAGCACUGUGCGCCCACCAAAGAGCCAGUGAAGUACGGCGAACUGGUGGUUUUGGGGUACAAUGGUACACUUCCCAAUGGAGACAGAGGGCGAAGGAAAAGCCGGUUUGCCCUUUACAAGAGAGCCAAAGCUAACGGUGUCAAACCCAGCACUGUACACAUCCUUAACACACCACAAGCCAGCAAGGCAGUGAACUGUAAGGGCCAGCACAGCAUCUCCUACACGCUGUCCAGAAACCAGACGGUGGUGGUGGAGUACAGCCAUGACAAAGACACAGACAUGUUCCAGAUCGGACGAUCGACGGAGGGCCCUAUUGACUUUGUGGUGACCGACACGGUGUCAGGUGGAGGGGAGGGUGAGGAAACACCCAUCACUCAAAGCACCAUCUCCCGCUUCGCCUGCCGGGUGGUGUGUGAACGUAACCCGCCAUACACGGCGCGCAUCUACGCUGCAGGCUUUGAUUCUUCCAAGAAUAUAUUUCUCGGAGAGAAAGCAGCCAAAUGGAAGAAUCCAGAUGGUCACAUGGACGGUCUGACAACCAAUGGUGUGCUAGUCAUGCACCCACGGGGCGGGUUCACAGAGGAGUCCAAGCCUGGUGUGUGGAGGGAGAUAUCAGUGUGUGGAGAUGUUUACACACUGAGAGAAACGCGGUCUGCCCAAACACGAGGCAAACUGGUGGAGAGUGAGAGUAACGUACUGCAGGAUGGCUCUCUGGUUGACCUCUGCGGAGCCACGCUGCUCUGGCGCACAGCCGACGGCCUUUUCCACACCCCCACUCAGAAGCACCUGGAGGCCUUACGGCAGGAGCUGAACGCAGCCCGGCCUCAGUGCCCCGUGGGCCUCAACACCCUGGCCUUUCCCAGCAUGCAACGCUGCAGCCGCGCCCUGUCCAGCGGACCCACCCAGGAGGACAAACAGCCCUGGGUCUACCUUGCCUGUGGCCACGUUCACGGCUACCACGACUGGGGCCACCGUUCCGAACGGGACGCCAAUGCUCAAAGAGAGUGUCCCAUGUGCAGAACCGUGGGCCCCUACGUACCACUCUGGCUUGGAUGCGAACCGGCCUUUUACGUAGAUACUGGCGCACCGACGUACGCCUUUGUGCCUUGCGGUCACGUGUGCUCUGAAAAGUCAGCCCGAUAUUGGGCGGAGAUUCCUUUACCGCACGGCACCCAUGCUUUCCAUGCGGCCUGCCCCUUUUGUGCCACCCAACUCAAUCUGAUGCAAAAGUGGGCCAAGCUGAUCUUUCAGGGGCCUGUAGACUGACCGCACAGAGGAGGUUAUAAUGAACUGGUGGGCAGUGGAGUAUGUAAUCGAAGAGGAAUCCAGUAUGCAAGGACAGUUGGUGUAAGGGCUGUGAAGCUGCCUUUGAAACGCGUAUGCAGGAGAACGACAUGGCGAAUGACAGGAGUGAUUUUCUGACUGUUAUUUUGUCUACCGGCCCACAAGAUGUCAGUUCACACCACAUCACUCAGGAGAUUUAAUACAUUUCUAUAUAGGACACUUGGCUUUAGAGACUCUAGGUGCUUCGUUUGGUUCUCGGUGAUCCUGAUCCUCGGUUGCUUUAAUGAUCUAUAUCCGGUGAUGUCCAAAGAACUUGAUUUUCUGGUUCUAGUGUGUCGAGUUGGGACUAAACUGUGCAGGAUGGCCGGAAAACCAUGAGCAGGAUCCAUUAUUUUAAGUAAUUCAAUGAGGUCAGAGGUCAGAAUCCCGUUUCCCAAAUUCCACUGAGAGCUUCUACGAGGAUGUACUUGUUGGAGUAGUGUUUUGGGAACUGCAAUACUAAAAUAGUGGUUUCCAAAGAUUAAUUUUU
Messenger RNA from Pimephales promelas (fathead minnow), 2091 nucleotides. RefSeq names its product pellino E3 ubiquitin protein ligase family member 2 (gene peli2). The record is from RefSeq and is a predicted model, not a curated record. NCBI's taxonomy places the organism in Eukaryota, Metazoa, Chordata, Actinopteri, Cypriniformes, Leuciscidae. Gene Ontology annotation, biological process: regulation of Toll signaling pathway; protein polyubiquitination. Gene Ontology annotation, molecular function: ubiquitin protein ligase activity; protein binding.